Messenger RNA from Suillus bovinus, 1323 nucleotides. RefSeq names its product pseudouridine synthase. Gene Ontology annotation, biological process: mRNA pseudouridine synthesis; tRNA pseudouridine synthesis. The transcript has 2 exons. Gene Ontology annotation, cellular component: nucleus; cytoplasm. NCBI's taxonomy places the organism in Eukaryota, Fungi, Basidiomycota, Agaricomycetes, Boletales, Suillaceae. Gene Ontology annotation, molecular function: pseudouridine synthase activity; RNA binding. Bases 1 to 1323 code for a protein of 440 amino acids. The record is from RefSeq and is a predicted model, not a curated record.
AUGACACCAAAUUACGAUUCUUGGUCAAAGAAUGAGCUGAUCGCACGUCUCAGAGAGCUGGAGGCAAAAAAGCACGCCAAGUCAACUCAUUCACCAACUUCAUCUAAAAAACCAUUCCAUUUUUCAUCCCACCCGAAGCGCAAGAUCGCUAUUAAGUUCUGUUACUCGGGCUGGGAGUAUAAUGGAUUAGCAUAUCAAAAUGGUCCUACGCCUCUUCCAACUGUCGAGGAUGUCUUGUUUAAAGCCUUUGUAAAGGCAAGACUCGUCGAUGAAACUGGUGGCUUGGAUGGCUGUGGAUGGGAGAAAUGUGGAAGGACAGAUCGAGGAGUGAGUGCUGCUGGUCAGGUAGUUUCGUUAUGGCCUUCUACGAAACACGAGCUCCGCUACGUAUCCGUCCUAAACCGCUUGCUUCCCCCAACAAUCCGCGUCCUAGCAUGGUCUCCCAUUUCCCCCGAUUUUUCCGCUCGCUUCAACUGCAAACACAGACACUACAAAUACUUCUUCACCUCUAAUGGACUCGAUGUAUCCCUCAUGCAAUCAGCUGCAAACCGUCUCGUCGGUGAACAUGACUUCCGUAAUUUGUGCAAGCUUGAUCCGGGAAAGCAAAUCACCAACUUUCACCGCUGUGUCAUGCGCGCACAGAUCAACCCCCUCCGUCCAGAAUCUGAUGACGAUAACCAAGUAUACGUAUUCGAUCUUGUAGGAUCAGCUUUCCUAUACCAUCAAGUUCGACAUAUCAUGGCUGUCCUUUUCCUCGUCGGAACAGGAGUUGAACAACCGUCCAUUAUAUCAGCUCUUAUGAACGUCUCUCAUACAGAAUCGAAUUCAUUACCUGAGUCCGAGUUGCCGCUGGUGGAUCGUAAACCGGAGUAUCAAAUGGCAGACGCCCUCCCUCUCAUGCUUUGGGACUGUGCAUACGCAGAUUCAGACGUCACAUGGCAAACAGACGGCGAUGGUACAGAGAACGGUGCCGGUUCAGAUCUCUAUCGCCAACUUCAUUCUAUCCAUCAACGCUCCCUCAUCCAUACAGUCCUAGACGAGCACUUCUUUACUGCUGCCACUCGAUAUCAUUCUCCACCACCUCAAUACUUCCCUUUCAGUCGGACAGGACUAACAAUUCACACGCUCCCUCGAUCAACCUUGGGUCGAGAACCUGUCCUUGGUGUCCCACUCGGCGCGGGGAUGUACAAGCGCAGCGCAAAGUACACUCCUUUGUUGGAGAGGAAGAGACUUGAUCACGUCGAUGUGGCCAACGAACGAUGGCGAAUAGGCAGGGGGAGCAAGUAUAGCAAACAAAAGACGCCUGAUGAUGAAAUCGAAUGA